GGGCGGCCAUCACUCGACCACUGGUUUCCACCAAGAACGUAUUUUCGUGUCGUCAUUUUCCGCGCCUGGCCCAAGGAAACAGCGAUAAUUCUACUUGCUCAUGGCGGGUCACUUACAAUGAUCGCGCAUCUAUACCUGUGUUUAUUUGACGUACUAAAGCGAAGUCAAAUGGAAGACAGGAGAACUAACGGUGCAGCAGAACAGGAAUUAUUCGAAUUUCCAGCGACUUUGGUAACUACUCUGGUUGCUAUGCGCUGCUCUCAAAUCUCCGGUACCUAGCAUAAAAGUCGGGGGCCCUAUGGACUGUGCCUCAAAUAUACUUCGCUUUCGUUCCCCUCCAGUUGCAGGGAGUGUCGGUGCACUACGCUCAUUCGUUUAAAGACGCUCCCUCUGUCUCGUCAUGAUACAAGUUUCUGCAUUGGCUUUUCUUUUCCUGCUGCCCGCGUUGACCACGGCUCAGCUAUCUGGUAGUGUGGGCCCAUUGACGUCCUACUCUGCCAAGGCUGCCGUCAAGACGUGCGACGUUACUGAUUAUGGCGCUGUUGCCGACCUGUCAACCGACCUUGGUACAGCACUGGCUUCGGCUUUUGCUGCCUGCAAAAGCGGUGGUUUGGUGGUCAUCCCCGAGGGAGACUAUGCAAUGUCAACAUGGGUGACUCUGAAUGGUGGAUCUGCUUGGGCACUCCAGCUUGACGGUACUAUAUAUCGUACUGGGACGGCUGCAGGAAAUAUGAUAUUUAUCGAACACACCAGCGACUUUGAGCUCUUUAGCAGCACAUCGUCGGGUGCCGUGCAAGGAUAUGGAUAUAAAUAUCAUGUUGACGGAAACCUAAGUGGGCCUCGUAUUUUGCGAUUGUAUGAUGUUAGCGACUUCAGCGUACACGACAUUGCUUUGGUCGAUGCACCUGCCUUUCAUUUCAGCCUUGAUACAUGUAGUAAUGGCGAGGUUUACAAUAUGGCUAUUAGAGGUGGGAACUCGGGUGGAUUAGACGGUAUCGAUGUGUGGAGUACCAAUAUGUGGAUUCACGAUGUCAUGGUCACUAACAAAGAUGAGUGUGUCACUGUCAAAUCGCCAGCGCAAAAUAUCUUGGUCGAGAAUAUCCAUUGCAACUGGUCUGGUGGGUGUGCUAUUGGAAGCCUGGGCAGUGGCACAGACAUUUCGGAUGUCAUUUACCGCAACAUAUAUACCAUCAAGUCAAACCAGAUGAUGAUGAUUAAGAGCAACGGUGGCUCUGGAUCCGUCUCAAAUGUUGUGUUCGAGAACUUUAUCGGACAUUCCAAUGCCUACUCCCUUGAUGUAGACCAGUAUUGGUCAUCGAUGAGCACUGUCGAUGGGGAUGGCGUGUCGCUAUCCAAUAUGACGUUCUCCAACUGGUCUGGCACAUGUGCAUCUGGAACCCAAAGAGGACCCAUCAAAUUUGCUUGCGCCGAUGGUGCGCCGUGCACUGAUAUGACUGUGACUGAUUUCAACAUGUGGACUGACUCCGGUAGCUCGAUCUACUAUACAUGUAGGUCGGCGUUUGGGGAUGGCGCGUGCCUCAAGGAUGGCUCAGCCUCAUCCUACGCAAUGGUUACCCAGACCAUUACGAGUGCUCCGUCAUCUUAUAGCGCCGCGACGCUUCCUGAUGAUCUGACAACUGAUUUUGGUACCACCGCAAGUAUUCCCAUUCCAACAAUUCCGACGAGCUUCUAUCCCGGAGCCACACCUGUCAGUGCGCUCUUGGGAAACAGCGGCAGUAGCAAGAAGAGCACCAGCGCAGCCCAACUUGCAGACAUCGUAUCGGCCACCCCAUCUACCUCCUGGAACGACGUCUGCUCUUCCGGGUCACCAACUGGUGAAAGCUUUGGUCAGCCUGGACAGCAACAAGGAGGACAACCUUGGGGUGGAGACAAUCUUAAGCGCCGUUUCUCCAAGAAACGACGUGCAGGUCCGCACUCAGUAUUACUUUGA
Molecule: messenger RNA, 1951 nt
Organism: Desarmillaria tabescens
Lineage: Eukaryota; Fungi; Basidiomycota; Agaricomycetes; Agaricales; Physalacriaceae
Product: RGase B
Exons: 10
Coding region: 401-1951 (516 amino acids)
Biological process (GO): carbohydrate metabolic process
Molecular function (GO): polygalacturonase activity
Source: RefSeq, a predicted model, not a curated record